UACAGCCACGCGCGUGAAGAAAAAAAAAAAAUUCAUAUCCGGUUUUUCGCGACGUUUAAAUCAAUUUCUAUCAUAUCUCGGCACCAGCGAUGCCUCGCAAAUAAAUAAAUUAUCAUUUGAAACAAAUGAACAGCCAAAUGAAAAUCAAGCGAUAAUAAUUCUAAUCGGUUUAAUAUUUAAAUCGUAAAAGACUCGCUGCAAUUUCGAUCGUUGUAAGAGAAAUUAAUUUCCUGCAGUCUCGUGCAGUUUGAAGCAGCUCUGACAAUCACUACGAAGAUGUCGAAAAUUUUUAACGGGAGCAAACCGAGCAUCGUGUUAAUUUUUAUCGUACAAUUUCUCGCUCUUCGUUUCACCCCGGUCGAAGGCAUGAACGAAAAUGAGCUUGCCAGAAUAUCUCUGCGUGUUUAUGCGGGGGAAACUACUAGCAACAAAUAUUAUGACGUACCUAUUGGGGAAACACGUAAUCUGGCAUUGAAAUUAGACGCUGCGAAGCCAACCGUUUUAUACCUUCACGGUUUUCAAGAAAACCUCGAACGGGAAAGCGUUCGCACUAUUGUUGGUGCUUACCUGAAACGCGGUGAUCACAACGUGAUCGCGGUGAAUUACGCCGAAAUAGCAAACGGAACUUACAUUCAGGCCGUCGAGAGUGCCGAAGCGGUUGGAAAGAAAUUGGCAAUUGCUCUGCGCCAAUUGAUUGCGGGUGUUCUGGACCCGAAGCUAAUUCACAUCGUGGGCUAUUCGCUGGGUGCUCAAGUGGCCGCAUACAUAAACAAAUACGCCGUGGUAUUCAAGGUGCAGCGACUAACGGCUCUGGAUCCCAUCGGACCCGCAUUUCUCGCUGUUGCUAAGCGAAUCACGUCAGCCGAUGCGAAAUUCGUCGACGUUAUUCACACCGACGCCUUCAUUUACGGCAACGGCUACGCAUCCGGCGGUGCAGAUUUUUGGCCCAAUAGUGGCCUGCGUGUUCAGCCAGGAUGUCCACUACAGUACGAAAAAGGCAGCGAGGAAGAUUUUUGCAGCCAUCAAAGAUCAUGGCAAUACUACGCGGAAUCGGUUGAAAACCCGAAAGCAUUUAUGGCGGCAAAAUCCGUCACAUGGACGAAAUUUUUAGGGAGCGCACACAAGAAACAGGAUCUUGUUCCUAUGGGAUUGGCGACGCCUUCCGGCACGACCGGAUUAUUUUAUUUAAAAACGAACCAACAGUCGCCAUUUGGAAUGGAAGAGAACGGCGUCAAGUUAGCCGACGAAUAAAUUGCUGGAAUGUCGCUUAUUCAACGUAGUGCAAACUGACGGAGCGAGGAUAUUGCAGAAAUGAAAAACAUCCUUGUAAUAAUGAUACAAACUCUGAACGACUCGUGUACAAAAUAUAUCGCCUGUGUCUGUUUUGUGUAAAAAAUCACGUUUUAUGACGUCUGUGCGUUGCGAUCAACCGCAUGAUAGAUUGGACAAAUUAAAAGGUAAAUAAUAGGAGAACACACGUGGGCGAUUUGUAUAAUGAAAACACCUGUUAUUUU
Neodiprion fabricii is the source of this 1514-nucleotide messenger RNA. Its product is annotated as phospholipase A1 member A-like. The transcript has 8 exons. The coding region runs from base 277 to 1251 and encodes 324 amino acids. Gene Ontology annotation, molecular function: lipase activity. NCBI's taxonomy places the organism in Eukaryota, Metazoa, Arthropoda, Insecta, Hymenoptera, Diprionidae. The record is from RefSeq and is a predicted model, not a curated record.